Microdochium trichocladiopsis is the source of this 1644-nucleotide messenger RNA. Its product is annotated as lactose permease. Gene Ontology annotation, molecular function: carbohydrate:proton symporter activity. NCBI's taxonomy places the organism in Eukaryota, Fungi, Ascomycota, Sordariomycetes, Xylariales, Microdochiaceae. Gene Ontology annotation, cellular component: membrane. Bases 1 to 1644 code for a protein of 547 amino acids. The transcript is spliced from 6 exons. The record is from RefSeq and is a predicted model, not a curated record. Gene Ontology annotation, biological process: transmembrane transport; carbohydrate transport.
AUGGAUCACAUCCGGCAAAGACUGCCUGCUCCCAGGCAGGACAAACUCGCCAGGGAGGCUCGCAAGCAAGGCGGCCCGGCGGUCACCAGCCAGACGUAUGAGCCUUCCCGUAUGACCCAGCUAGCCAACCAGGCACCCUCUUGGUACAAGUCUGCUGCUCGACGCAAGCUCUAUGGGUUGUUGUUCCCUGCUGCGGUUGUCUCGUAUGCCACCUCUGGCUACGAUGGGUCGAUGAUGAACAGUCUGCAGACAGUGUCUUACUGGGACGAUUUCUUCGGUAACCCUCGCGGCGCCAGCUUGGGUCUCAUGAGCGCCAUCAUGUCCCUCGGCAGCAUCUGCUCAACACCUUUCGCACCAUGGGUCGCCGACAAGUACGGGCGCAGAUGGGGCAUCACGGUCGGCAGCAUCAUCAUGAUCGCCGGUGCCAUCCUGCAGUGCGAGAGCGUCAACUUCGCCAUGUUUGUCGUCAGCCGUUUCAUCCUGGGUUUUGGCUUGUCCUUUGCCACCACGGCGUCGCCCAGUCUGGUCAGCGAGCUGUCACACCCCAAGGAUCGUGUGACAGUCACGGCCAUCUGCAACACCUGGUAUGUCCCCUCUCAUGGAUUGGAUUCCGCUUUGACCGUAGGCUGGUUCGUCGGAAGCAUCAUCGCAGCCUGGGUCACCUACGGUACCCGUACCAUCCCGAGUACCUGGUCGUGGCGCAUCCCUUCUCUUCUUCAGAUGCUGCCCAGUCUGGUCCAGCUUAGCACCAUCUGGCUACUUCCGGAAUCCCCUCGAUGGCUUAUCAGCAACGACCGCGACGACGAAGCACUUGCUGCGCUCAAAUACUACCACGGCGAAGGCGAGGAGACAGAGCUCGUGCGACUUGAGUAUGAGGAGAUCCGCGCUGCCAUUGACAACGAGAAGAGCUCAAAGUCAACCACAUGGGCAUCCAUGGUCAGCACGCCUGGCAACCCGAUUAUCACAGGCAUGGGCUUCAUGAGCCAGUGGUCUGGCAAUGGCCUUGUCGCAUACUACCUCAGCCGCGUCAUGGACUCGGUCGGCAUUACCGACAAGAACACCCAAGCCCUUGUCAACGGGCUCAUCAACAUCUGGAACUGGGCCAUCGCGCUGACCUCGGCCUUCUUCGUCGAGCGUCUUGGCCGGCGCGUGCUCUUCCGCACGUCGACCCUCUGGAUGCUCGUCGUCUUCACGUGCUGGACCAUUGCCUCGGCGCGGUUCGCCGACACGGGCGUCAGCGCCGCGGGCAUUGCGGUCAUCGCGCUCAUCUUCAUCUACCAGGUCGGAUACUGCAUUGCCUUCUCGCCAUUACCCGUCGCGUACUCGGUUGAGGUGCUGCCUUACUCGAUCCGCGCAAAGGGCAUGGCGACGUACGUCUUUGCCACCAAGUGCGCCGUCUUUGUCAACCAGUAUGUCAACCCGAUUGGGCUGAAUAACAUUGGGUGGCGAUUCUACAUCGUAUACGUGGCGAUCCUGGCGGUUGAAAGCUUCAUCGCGUAUGGCUGGUUCCUCGAGACCAAGGGCAAGGCGCUCGAGGAGAUUGCCGUCAUUUUUGACGGCGACGCGGCUGAUGUCCGCAUCGAGGUUGAAGCUACCAAGCAGAGCGAGCUCGCUGCCAAGAGUGAGCAACACGAGCGCGUGUGA